UCAUGUCGGUUAAGAAGAAGUAGUCCACGUAUUGAUAAGAUUAGUUGUGUUGAUACUGUACCUAUGGUUUCCAUGUCAUUAUAGAUAGUCCUCCUUUCAUGUCAUCCUAUACAGUGUUUGUUAUGAUACAUAUAUGGAAACCACCACAGUGAUUACAUUUUGUUAAACAUUUUAAUGACAGCGAUAUAAACCAUAUGACACAAAUAUCACAAGUAGAAAGCCUGUACCCCACAGAAAGUCAUUGAAAAUAACCUUAAAUUAAGGAUAAUAUAUUAUAUAAUAUAUAUUGUUGUGAGGGAUCACCUCCCUCCCCCUUGUGUACCUGGUUUCCACUUAGACAAAAAAACGUCAGAACCUUCAGAGAUAAAGGCAUUAGCUGAAAUGUUUGUGCUUUAUAAUCUUUUGCAUUACAAAGGAAUAAAGAUACAGCACAUGUGAAUUGAAAAGACUAUUUUGUACUGUGAGUGUAAACAUUGAGGAUAACCUGAACCCAUCCACAGGAUCAGGCUUAGGGCUGCUUAAUUCCUUUUUAUUCUAACUUGGAUGUUCUAUCCAUUGUUUUGGCCAUUGUUUCUGUCGGUAAGAAAAACAUUGUACUCACCAAAUCAUUUGCUAACGUAAUAUGGGAGAUGCCAGCUGGAAGAUGUGAUUUCUCAGAAUGUCCUAGGUUUUCUAGGUUUCUCUUUGGUAUAUUAUGCCUCAGCAGGAGGGCAUCUUCAGAGGAUGCUUGAACUACAUCAACUGGCCUCUUAAAUUGUGAAGGAGAAGCUGCUAUUGAGCAUCAAGCAGGAACUGAAGCUGUCUGAGACACCGGACCAGAUAAAGAAGGACAAAAAAGGAGUUAAGGACCUGAUGGUAUGUCCCAAGAAGAAAAAAAGGAAGCAGCGUUCACCAGCAAAGAUUCUCAACAUCAAUGAUGAUGAAUCAUUGGGCAUACAAAACCCCAAGUGUCAUGUCUGUGUUCACUGUAAUGCUGCAUUCAGAACCAACUACCAUCUGCAGAGGCAUGUCUUCAUUCACACUGGUGAGAAGCCAUUUCAGUGCAGCCAGUGUGAUAUGCGCUUCAUUCAAAAAUAUCUUCUCCAGAGACAUGAAAAGAUCCACACUGGUGAAAAGCCUUUUCGCUGUGAUGAGUGUGGGAUGAGGUUUAUCCAGAAAUACCACAUGGAGAGACACAAGAGGACUCACAGUGGAGAGAAGCCUUACCAGUGUGACUACUGUCACCAGUACUUCUCCAGAACAGACCGGGUUUUAAAGCACAGACGAAUGUGUCACGAGAACAGAGAGAGAAAGACCAGCAAGGCAGCUGGUAAAGUUGGGCCUUUGCAUGAAGCAGAUUCUUUGGGCCUCCCCUUUCUUGCCAAAGAGUGUUCUCUGCCCAAGAAAAAGCGGCAAAAGUGUGCAGACAAGAGUUCAGGCACUUCCACUGCUGCCCAGACAGAUGGGUACACCGUCGCUGUUGUCGAAACGGAAGAGAAGGAGGAGCAGAGACAGAAUAAAAUAGAAGGUCUACCUCUCUUUGCUGUGUCCUCCAAAGUCAAACAUGAGUAUGUGAUUGCAGACUACUCUGUGGAACUUCCGGAAGAAACGGCUAGCCAACACCAAGAGGGAGAAGUGUCAACAGAAGACACAACUCCUCCCAAACUUGUCCUGAAGAAAGUCCCCAAGAGGAGUCUCAAACAGUCCAGUGAACAAACUCCUCCCUGCCUGUCCACUUUGUCUUCCUUUGAAGAAAAUACUAAGGUCGCACAGUACACCUUUGAAAUUGUAGACAAGCAAGGCCUUUUAGAAGUGGAAAGCAACACUGAUCUCGAGCCCGUCGAAACUCUUCAAGGAGGCCCGACGAAGCCAGCCGCCGGCAGCACAAACUACGACGAUGCCAUGCAGUUUCUCAAAAAGAAACGUUAUCUUCAGGCUGCAAUGGCCAACAGCAGUCGGGAUUACGGUCUGAACACGAGCAGCAUUUCUUCUCAGCCGCCUGUUACGCAAACUGUGGUGUCAGCCGUGAUUGAAGAGACUGUCCCCGCCACCAUUCUGGAGCCCCAGCCCAUCAACGCAGAUAUUAAAGCCACACAUGACAAGAGUGUGUUGCCAGAUGAGGUUCUUCAGACGCUGUUGGACCAUUACUCCAACAAAGCCAAUGGGCAAUCGGACAUUUCCUUCAGCGUGGCCGACACAGAGGUGACAUCAAGCAUAUCCAUUAAUUCCUCCGAUGUUUCAGACAGCAGCCCUGUGGAGAGCCUCGGAGCCUCUACUGCCCAGGCUCAGCCAGCUACUGAGAAGGUCAGCCUCUUGCAGGAAUACUCCAAGUUUCUCCAGCAAGCACUGGAGAGGACCAGCCAGAACGACAGCUACCUGACCAGCCAGAGCCUCAGCUUGGUCUCCGAAAACCCCACCUUAGCUGGACAACCUCUGUUCUCCACCGAGAAACAGUUCCCUUCCCCCAGCAGGUUCAAAUCAGGGAUGAGCUCUCCGCUAAGGUCCACUUUAGAGAAACCUCACUUUGGAUUACUGGUCGGGGACUCCCAGCACUCCUUUUCAUUUUCAGGUGAUGAGACCACCCCUCCCUCCGCCGUGUCCCCAGCUGAGGAGGACUUUCUGGAGCAGGUCUCACCCUCCAAAAAGCCAGACACUUCACAAGGCAUACUGCAGACCUUCCAAAUAAGCUCCUUCGAUCAGAACUUCAAAAGUCAUUUCCAGACUUCAAGAUCUGGAUCCUCCUCACAGUUUACUGUUGCCAAUGGACAAUUAAGUCUCAGAGGACACAGCACAGACUUCUCAGAGUUCCCUUUAGUCAGAGUCACUGAGACCAGGUCUCAACUGAACUCCUCCCCUGAUGUUACAUCCAGUGAAACCUUUGGCUGAACGGAGGGGUAGAGAAUUCAUUUUCUGUUCAUAAUUUCAGCGGCACUUUAUCUCAUGUCUCUUGUUUUGCCAAAACAAGUGCCACCGCAACCAUGUGCUCUUUCCCUUAGCAUUUUGUUAUGAAACAUAUUAUUGUUUUGUUUUUGUUAAGUGCAACCUCAUAGAAUGGAAAUAAUGAAAAUUGUUAAAUCGUAAUUAGCAUUUCCCUUUUGAAAAAAAACUCAUUGUAAUUGCGCAUAGGUAUAUUUCUUGCUCAAGAAUGUUCAUUGAGAGAUUAAGCGACCAAAGUGUAAUGCUAGAGAUAGAGUGAAAUAUUCUCUCAUGCCAUUGCCACAGAGUUUUAAUGUUUUGUCAAUCAGUUUGCCUCGCACAAAAAAUGAUCAAGUCACUCUUGCUGCUUAAUGCAAUAUUUCCACUUAUUAAAACAUAGGCCCUAUUUAUAUAUGCCUUUUUGCUCUUACUGUAGCUACCUCCCCUAACUGUUUAUCUGGUUAUAUUUAAGUCCACUCCUAGAACCUUGUUAUUCCAGCUGUGUACCUCCUGUUAAAUUGUCUACUGACACUGACACCAUGAUUAGAUCAUAACUGAUUCUUCACUUUAUGUUGAAGUCACUUUACUGUCACCUGAGACGGGUGUGUCCACAUGGCAUGUGUAAUGAAUGCUAUACAGGAAAGAUGUAACUGAUUGUAUUCAUCUCAUAUGGAAUCUAGUUUAUUUUCCAUUUACACAUUGGGCCUAGUUUGGUUGGUGUGAUGGCCAAAAAGAAGAAAUUAUAGUUCUCAUUCAAAGAAAAUGAAUUCAUUCAUUUUUAUUCCCUUUUGUGCCUACAUUUCUUGGCACAGACUUUUGUGACUCUAGUGCAGAUUAGGCAGUGUAAUAACCCCUCGCCCCCCCCCUGCUGAAAAAAACAAAAACAAAAGAAAAAGAUUUAGGAAUCAAAAAGCUGCAUUCAUGUAAUGGUUGCCGGGUCAUUGUUAUUUUUCCUUCAGCAGUAUAAGUGAGUUGUAAUGAAAUUACUUAAGAAGAUUGUGCUUAACCUUUGCACAAUUUGCACAAUUUUUCACUACAGGGAAUGUAGUAUGUACUUUCAUAUUAGGGUUAUUUGAAAUUACAGAUGAUGCUUGUUGCUUUCAUCACUUACAAUGUAGCUCUUGGAGCUGCAGUUCUAUAGUACUUUGAUUGUUGUUCUUGGAAGAUGCACAGGUUUUGGGGAAACAAUAAUGUGAUUAGGCCCCCCUUGUAUUGAUUGAAACUCAGUUUCAUUAAGGCUAUAUUAGGAAAAACAUUACAAAUGGAAAUUAGGUACUUGGUUUUCCAGUUUUAUUUGUUCUGCAUCUGUGCCUUUCUUUUCUUUCUUCUUUAUUCCAGGCUUUCCUUUACUCAUUCCUGUAUAUGUAUUUCUGUUUUUUCUUAGUUAGUGCUCUGAUGCUACUAAUUCCACUUGCACAAUAACAACAAACACAUAAGCUAUCAACCUAUUCAGUCUGUAAUAUGUUGAGAUCUGGGAGCUUUAUUUAAUUUUGCCCAUCAUAUUUUAUUAUUUUAGCAAGAAAUAGCACAGAGUUUAAUUCUCAAACUAUUAUCUAUUGGAAGGACAUAGCAUUUUCAUUGUGUGUGCGCGUGUGUGUGUGUGUGUAUAUACACAAAGUACAAAAUCAUGUUUCAAAUAUCUGUAGUUUUGAUCAUUAUCACCUAUUUGCUAGAAUUCACUAGUAUGCCACAUCUGUCCAGACCUUGUUGAAAAAAAAUGCGAUUGAGGUCUCAUCUGUACUUCAUCACACCGUUGAUUGUUUUACCAUUUGUACAUGUAUGUGUGAUGCGUUAAGUGCUAUUGUGUAAAACACUGUUUUUAUAUGCACCAUCAAAUUAGGUUUGAGAAUUGAUGUUAAGCUCCCUCUUGUUACAAUUCUACGGACAAUCAGGGACAGACAGCACCCACAUUAAUCAUCAAAUGCUUUAUUUUUCCUCAUCGAACAUUCCCACUAGAAUGUACAGAAGCUAUCCUGCUGUAAAUACAUUGUAUAUUUUUAUGUUCUGAGAAGUACUGUUUAGAUCUGUGUGUCAAUAGAGAGACGAGGCUUGUGCAAGAGACACUUUUUGUCAGUGGAAGGCACAUUCAUUUGUUUUCCAGCAUUUAUUACAUUCAACAAUGAAUCCAUUUCUCUUGCUGACACAAUGCGGCUUUCUGAGGUUAUAUAUUAUUAUAUGAGGUUAUAUAUAUAUAUAU
Perca fluviatilis (European perch) is the source of this 5092-nucleotide messenger RNA. RefSeq names its product zinc finger protein 148 (gene znf148). Gene Ontology annotation, molecular function: RNA polymerase II cis-regulatory region sequence-specific DNA binding; DNA-binding transcription factor activity, RNA polymerase II-specific. Lineage: Eukaryota; Metazoa; Chordata; Actinopteri; Perciformes; Percidae. The coding region runs from base 853 to 2865 and encodes 670 amino acids. The record is from RefSeq and is a predicted model, not a curated record. Gene Ontology annotation, biological process: regulation of transcription by RNA polymerase II. The transcript has 6 exons.